This is a messenger RNA of Leptopilina heterotoma, 859 nucleotides long. RefSeq names its product protein Asterix. Gene Ontology annotation, molecular function: protein folding chaperone. The coding region runs from base 224 to 556 and encodes 110 amino acids. The transcript has 2 exons. Gene Ontology annotation, biological process: protein insertion into ER membrane. Lineage: Eukaryota; Metazoa; Arthropoda; Insecta; Hymenoptera; Figitidae. Gene Ontology annotation, cellular component: endoplasmic reticulum membrane. The record is from RefSeq and is a predicted model, not a curated record.
ACGUACAACCUAUAAUUUUGAUGUGUGAAAUUACAAGUUUCGUGUUAUUUUACACCAGAUUUUUUUACAGUGUAUAGGUCACGUGAUCAUGAUCAGCUGAUCAAGCAAAAGUGAUACGUCAACGUCAGUAAAACAAUAAUUCCGUUUUUUUUAAUAAUUUAUAUUAAAAAUAGUGUUUUUUUAAUUUUUCUACUCUAUACACUUUGUACAUAAUUAAUUCAAUAUGAACAGUUCGACAGAUCCAAGACGUCCUGAGAAGGAAAUUAGAUAUAAACCCUCGAUGGCAAGUUCACAGGCUCAACCAGGAGAUGAUUUAACGCCAGAUUAUAUGAACAUUUUGGGAAUGAUAUUUAGUAUGUGCGGUUUAAUGAUGCGACUAAAAUGGUGUGCGUGGGUCGCUCUUUAUUGUUCCUGCAUUAGUUUUGCUAAUUCAAGGGUGAGCGACGAUACAAAACAAAUUCUUAGUAGUUUUAUGUUAUCUAUUUCUGCUGUUGUAAUGUCAUACUUACAAAAUCCACAACCAAUGACUCCGCCUUGGGCCUCUGCUAUUCAGUGAGUCAAUUCUUUUUUAAUAGGAACCUCCAAAUUUUGCCUGUAAAAAAAAUAUUGAUCAGAAUUUUAUAUAUAUACAUAUAUUAUUGUAAAAUUUACUCUUUCUUAAACUAUUUAACUACUAUUCAUAGAAUACGUGGCAAUUUAAUACCUAAAAGAGUAAACUAAGUCUACUUAAAAUAUGUUUGACUGAAAGUAUUGUUUUUUAUUCUGAAAAAAAGAGAGAAUUGUGAAUGUGAGAAUAAAAUGCAUGGAUAUUUACAUAUUUAUAUGUGUAAUAAGAAUAAAAACUAAUUUUAAAAAUCUA